AAACAGCAAUAAUUAAACUCUACAUCUUCAAGCCGAGGCAUCUUUUUGUUCAAUCUUGAUUCCACGACAGACUAUUGUAAUCGUCUUCACCCAAACACAAUCACCUAGGCACUCUUCAUUGCUAAUAGCCUCCCUAUACGCACGUUGAUGAUUGUUUCGACGAGUCUCUCCGAACCAACUCCGCUAGAUUGUAUCGCUCUCUAAAAAACCCCCAUUUACUUCUUCUUCUUCUUUGCCAUAAUCUCUGCAUAUUCAUCAUCUCCAUAUCAAAGAGCCAGUCUAUCCCCUUGGUCUCCCCACGAACCCUCCAGUCACUGAUUACCCCCCUUGCUCCUAAUAACAUCCAACAUGAGCGCCCAAAGAAGAUUGGAUGCAGUGGCCGGCCACUUGAAUCAGAGCGCCACCACCACCACCUCACCAGGCCUAAAGAAAAUCCUCGAGAAAAACCCAGACGACAUUGUCAUCACUGCCGCCGUCAGAACUCCAUUAACAAAGGCUCGCAAGGGUGGUCUGAAGGACACCCCCACUGAAGAGCUCCUCAUCCAUGUCCUCAAAGCCAUCAAGGACAAGUCAGGGAUCGAUCCUAAUGUUGUCGAGGAUGUCUGCGUUGGAAAUGUGCUGCAACCCGCUCCCGGCUACGUCGCCAGAAGUGCUGUGCUAGCAGCUGGGUUCCCUGUCACCACUGCCGCAAAUGUUGCCAGCCGAUUCUGCUCAUCUGGCCUGUUGUCUAUUCAGACCGUUGCCAGCUCCAUCGCCAUUGGUGCCAUUGAAGUAGGCAUUGCUGUUGGUUGCGAGAGCAUGUCGACCAACGACGACAAACCACCCGAGCUGGGGCCAGUCAUUAGCAACCAUCCCAUUGCAAAGGACAAUCUCCAACCCAUGGGAUGGACCUCAGAAAAUGUCGCCCGCGACUUCAACAUCACGCGAGAAGCUCAAGACAAAUACGCCACCAUGUCGCAUAACCGUGCCGAGAAAGCACAAGCCCAGGGUUGGACCGAUGAUGAGAUUACCCCCGUGACCACCCAAUGGAUCGAUCCCAAGACCAAAGAGAAGAAGACAAUCACCAUCACCAAAGAUGAUGGCGUUCGACCUGGCACCACGUAUGAAGGACUGUCCAAGAUUCGUUCAGCAUUCCCGCACUGGGGUCCCACCACCACUGGAGGCAAUGCCAGCCAAGUCACCGACGGCGCCGCAGCAGUCCUCCUGAUGAAGCGAUCCACUGCCGAGAAGUUGGGCCAGCCAAUUAUCGCCAAAUACGUCAAGAGCACCGUCGUUGGAUUGCAGCCCAGAAUCAUGGGCAUUGGCCCCAGUCUGGCCAUCCCCAAGAUUUUGGAAUUGACCGGUCUCACCAAGGACGACAUUGACCUGUUUGAAAUUAACGAAGCCUUCUCUAGCAUGUACGUCUACUGCGUUGAAAAACUCGGCCUGGACAUUGAGAAAGUCAACGUCCGAGGCGGCGCAAUUGCCAUCGGUCAUCCGCUGGGCGCCACCGGCACCAGACAAGUCGUCACAGCCUUGUCCGAAUUGAAGCGGAGGAAAGCCAAGGUUGCACUCACCUCCAUGUGUGUUGGCACAGGCAUGGGCAUGGCUGGAGUCUUUGUUUCCGAAGUGUAGAACAUGGUCUUCCCAUUUAAACAAUGAUAUAUCCAUAAAGCGACCAAGUCAUCAUCCAAAACAUGUGCAUCUCCUCG
Exophiala mesophila is the source of this 1691-nucleotide messenger RNA. RefSeq lists its product as uncharacterized. The record is from RefSeq and is a predicted model, not a curated record. NCBI's taxonomy places the organism in Eukaryota, Fungi, Ascomycota, Eurotiomycetes, Chaetothyriales, Herpotrichiellaceae. The transcript has 4 exons. Bases 349 to 1614 code for a protein of 421 amino acids. Gene Ontology annotation, biological process: fatty acid beta-oxidation; phenylacetate catabolic process. Gene Ontology annotation, molecular function: acetyl-CoA C-acyltransferase activity. Gene Ontology annotation, cellular component: peroxisome.